UCAGGGUCUUUGCAGACCUUCCUAUCAACCCAGAGGAAAAUGUGAAGAUAGAAAAAAAUAACAAUAAUGAUCCCAAAAUCAUUGGGCAGGGUUCUGACUGAAUGUGUUUUUCCUUUUCUUGCUCUCCAGUCCUUUGUGAGACACAGAUGGACAAGCAGCUGAUGCAGGAGGCAGUUUUCCUCUCUGCGCACUCAUGCUAGGACCCGAAGGCAUCUUGAAAUAGAAAUUCAGAGGAGGAGGAGGAGGACAGAACGGAGGGAGAGAGAGUGGAGGGGACAUGAGAGAGAGCACUGCUAUGCCAGGCUCAAUACCUAGCAUGGCUGUACAGAAGAAGCAGAGUGUCGUCCCUCCAUCGCAGGGGCCACUUUCUACAUCGACUGUCCAGAGCCAGAGGGUCGGACACAGACCCGAAGGAACGCGAGAGAAUGGCUCCUAUUUCAAAGCGAGUCCUCCACAGACGAAUAAAACGACCAGCUCUGCCAACAAGUCCGUCCAAAUCUGCAACGCUACCCUGCGGGUUUGUGCAGCUGGUAACGGGCUGAACGUCGACGAACGGCUGAAAGCAGCGCGAGAAAGACGAGAGGAGCAGCAGAAGUUGCUCGUCUCCCGGGAGCUGAGCCGACUGGAGCGGGAGCAGCGAGCCAGGCGCUACUAUGAACAACAACUGCAGGAGCGGAGGAAGAAACUCCUGGAGCAAAGGCUGAAGGAGGAGAGGAGGCGCGCGGCCGUGGAGGAGAAACGCAAGCAGAGGCUGAGGGAGGAAAAGGAGCGACAUGAAACCACCGUGCGCAGGACAAUAGAGAGGAGCCGGAAGGCCCAGCAGCAGCUCAGUCAGAGCUCCAGAGGCAGGAAGUCCGUUAAAAACGCUCCGCGUCGCGUGCCUCUGACGGCGUGGGAGAGAGAUCUGGUCAGUCGCCUCCUCACCCCGACAUGCUCCUAUCUGGCCAGAAGCAAGAGCGCCGCCUGUAGGUCCGGAGUAGAAAAAGUUGUCCAUGUUUGUCGCCGUGCAGCGUCGUGCCAGCCAACGGCUGCCACCCCAUCCUCCGCCAUUCUCACUCCCAAACCCCGACAUCAGUCAGUCCCAGUUUCAGUCCGCCGCGGGCCGCCUGCCUGGCCUCCCUGCACCGGCAGCCAGCAACCUCACAUCAGCCCCGCACAGACUAAAAAGGCAAGACAGGAAGCCGUGAAGAAGACCCCCGAGAGCGCCUCUGCCAAAAGAUUGUCCGCUUCUGCCGUCAAUGGUGUGAAGUCGCCCUCCUCCGCUCUGAGCAGAACGGCCUCCCCGUCACCGGAGCGGAGUCCCAGAAGAUCCGUCAGCAGGCACUCCACCCCCCUGCACCUCGAGCUCCCAGCUGUUCCCGAGGAAGACGCUGCCGUUUGCUUCUCUGCUGGUAACACGCGGCCUGUCAGCGCACCAGAUGAAGGUCAACAACAGACACACAGGCAAGAGAAUCUCACUGAGACGCCAUGUCUAAAGCUGCCUGACGCACAGGCAGAGGGCUCCACCGGGACAGCAGCAGAUGGAAAGGUCAUGCUUCGUCCUUCAGCUGGCACCACCGACCCGAAGGAGGCCUCGCGACUUCUGGCUGAAAAGAGGAGAGAGGCCCGCAUGCAGCGGGAGAAAGAGGAGCAGGAGCGCCUGCAGAGAGAGGAAGCAGAAAGGCGGAGCCGCGAGGAAGAGCAGCGCAGGAGGGCAGAGGAGCAGGCUCGACAGGAGGCCGAGGCCAGGCGUCUCGUGGAGGAGAAGAGGAGGAGAGAGGAAGAGGACCAGAGAAGAGCUGAAGAGGAGAGAGCUCAGGCAAUGAGGGAGGCCGCCCUUCUGCAGAAGCAGAGAGAGGAGGAGCUGGCCAAAGAGCGAGAACGAGCUGAACAAAUGAAGCAAGAGCGAGCGAUCGCUGCACAGAAAGAGGAGGCCGAGCGCCAAGCAAGGAAAAAGCGACUUGAGGAGAUCAUGCGGAGAACCAGAAGAGCAGAUUCACCAGAUACGAAAUCUGUGUCGGCGCGGAUCCUACCGAAGGAGAACACACAACCUCCGCACAAUGGGACGAUAGAGGACGCCGCCAAGACGCCGGUGGGGACUAAAGCCGCUCAGCUGGGGUUGGGCAACGAGGUCGACGUGGUACCUGUGGUGGCCUUCAAGGAGCGGCGAUCCCUCAGGGCGCUCUCGGGCCUGGAGGAGAUCCAGACCAAACAGAGAGCGGAAGUCAUCUGAGGUCGUCGUGAGGCGUCUACUGUCCGGGGAAGUCUUCAGAAAAAGCUGCGUUUUUAUUUUUUCCCCGCGCAGCUCCAGCACAGCCGUCCCGCUUCCUUUCAGCGCCUCCAAGGAGCAUGCAGCAUUACAGCUUCGCCUCUCGGCGAGGAUGUCUCGCAGUAGCCAGCGGCACAAAAAUAACAAAAAACAAACAAAAACACUCAGCAAAGUUCUCAUCCCUUUACAGCAGGAUUCGAAUCAAACAGACUCAAAGUGAGGCGUCGCUGUACUUUCUGCUGUUAGUUUGCUAGUGGAUGCAGUCGGUUUGAAUAAUUGCUAUUUUAUCAGUAAGAACUUGUCCAGAUUUUGUUUUUUAGCUUAAGCCUGAUAUUACUUACUGCUGACUCAGCACUACUUUUCCUUUUCCCCCCUCAGUGGAACUUGAAUGAAAUCGAGAUGCGGUUCAGAGCUCGGUGUCGCCGCGUUGCGAUCUCAAUCUUGAACUUUUGUCAAAUAUAGCAAUCGUAUAUAUAAGAAGCUACUACAACGGUACGGUUUCCAAAGAUGGGCUUUUAAUUUUGUGUGUAUGGUAUCUUAUAGGCGAGAAUGCAACAAUGCCUUUUGUUUUUAUUUCUGUUUUGCACUCAGUUGCUUCAGACAGCUGUAGGUUAAAAGCUUUUUAAGCAGAGAAAUGCAUAAAAAUUGUGUCUUAAACUUGAUCCUGUACCUUAAGGACUGUUCUAGACUAUCACAUGUUAGCUUUACAAAAGUGUUCAAGUACAUGGCAGAUAUGAUUAAAGCUGAUGCCACA
This is a messenger RNA of Poeciliopsis prolifica (blackstripe livebearer), 3002 nucleotides long. RefSeq names its product microtubule-associated protein 7a (gene map7a). The record is from RefSeq and is a predicted model, not a curated record. Gene Ontology annotation, biological process: microtubule cytoskeleton organization. Gene Ontology annotation, cellular component: microtubule cytoskeleton. The transcript is spliced from 15 exons. NCBI's taxonomy places the organism in Eukaryota, Metazoa, Chordata, Actinopteri, Cyprinodontiformes, Poeciliidae. The coding region runs from base 278 to 2212 and encodes 644 amino acids.